Notolabrus celidotus (New Zealand spotty) is the source of this 1234-nucleotide messenger RNA. It is a transcript of the gene slc35d4, whose product is annotated as transmembrane protein 241. The transcript is spliced from 15 exons. The coding region runs from base 198 to 1094 and encodes 298 amino acids. The record is from RefSeq and is a predicted model, not a curated record. NCBI's taxonomy places the organism in Eukaryota, Metazoa, Chordata, Actinopteri, Labriformes, Labridae.
AGUGAACGCUCCUCUCUAUUCUAGACGAUCUUUGUUUCUUGACGUGUCCUCAGUGGGAAGUUUCCGAUCUUAAAGACUCUGUAGUUUGAAACAGACACAAUGUGUAAAUGUAGUUUAGUAUGGGAGGAAAACGUGCUUUAAUGUGUUUGUAUUAAAUGUGAGAAUCAUGCGGGUGUCGUGGGAGCGUGCGGGUCAUCAUGCAGUGGAGGAGACACUUAGCUGGACUCAUUUUUAGCUGCGUGUUCGUGGUUUCAUAUUUCACAAAUAAGUUUGUCCUCUCAGUGUUAAAGUUUACAUAUCCAACUCUAUUUCAAGGAUGGCAGACAUUCAUCGGGUCUGUUCUGCUUCUGCUCUCUGGGAAACUCGGCUGGGUGGAGAUGAGCCGCAUCACCAGAUCAGCAGCGCUGUCAUGGCUCCCAGCAUCCUUCCUGUUUGUAGGAAACAUAUAUGCUGGUUCCAGGGCCUUAUCACGCAUAGACAUUCCAUUCUUCUUCACUCUGCAGAAUUCCUCUCAUGUUGUCAGCUUUAUAAUCUUGAAGGUCGUCCACAGAGAGAAGCUGCACAGGCUGAGACUGGUCAGUGUCUGUCUCAUGCUGCUGUCAGCCAUCAACCUGCCCCACUAUGAUCCUCAGUUUGACUACAGAGGUUACCUGUGGGCUGUGGGUCACCUGGUCUGUAUUGGUGCUUACAGAGUGUUUCAGGUUCACUACAGACCCAGUAAUUUAAGUGACCUUGAACAACACUGCAUCAACUACCUGUUUAGUGUGCUGCUCCUGGGCAUCGCUGCACAUCCGACAGGUGACCUCAUGGCAGCUCUGGAGUUUCCCUCCCUGCAGUCUCACACAUUCCACGGUGGCUGCUGCGCCAGCGCUCUGCUUGGGUUUCUGCUGCUGAUGGCCACUGCCAGACUAAAAAGUGGAUUAUCACUGGAACACUUUGGCGUCUGGAUUUUUCUAUCCAAGGUUACCGCUAUGUGCCUCUCUCCGUUUAUCUUUGACAUGAAUGUUAACACUCCGUCUCUCAUUUGUGUGCUCCUCAGUCAUGUUGGAGAAGCUCUGCUGGUUUAUUCGGACAGAGAAUCUCAGACACCUUGAUCUCUCCAGAUUGACCUAUCACCUGCACUGCUUUACGAAAGAGAUUAAUAUUUCUAUAAGAUGUAUUUCAUUGUUUACCAUUGUCUUUGUAUUUCUUAACUGAUAACCUGCUGACCAAAUAAAACUUUACCUUUAACUUA